Penicillium crustosum is the source of this 1317-nucleotide messenger RNA. RefSeq names its product ketopantoate reductase family protein. Lineage: Eukaryota; Fungi; Ascomycota; Eurotiomycetes; Eurotiales; Aspergillaceae. The transcript has a single exon. Gene Ontology annotation, molecular function: 2-dehydropantoate 2-reductase activity; NADP binding. Gene Ontology annotation, cellular component: mitochondrion; cytoplasm. Gene Ontology annotation, biological process: pantothenate biosynthetic process. The coding region runs from base 1 to 1317 and encodes 438 amino acids. The record is from RefSeq and is a predicted model, not a curated record.
AUGCAAUCGACAUUUCGGCCCCGCUCCUUAUGGCGAACUGGCAUUCUUGGUACAUGUUUUCGCUCCCGGUUCCAAGUCUAUGGCGGGCCAAACACACGAUUUAUCUCAACAUGGAAGGAAGAGUUGCAUGAGGUCAACCAUGAUACCAAUGCGCCUCUGUCAGGACGAGUGCAUAUUCUCGGAAUGGGCAAUCUAGGUUGCUUUUUUGCUCAUUCUUUAGCCACGAGACGGUCACCGCCGCCAAUCACAAUCUGUUUACACAAUGACUAUCUCUACCAAGCCUUUGUUCGAAAAAGGGGACAAAUUUCUGUCAGCACCCAUGGCCUUGACGAUGUCAGAACGGGAUUCGAUGUUGAAACAGUGGAUGAAGAAGGAAGAUGGUACACAAUGCCACCUGUUGACAACCGGCCCUCGUCGUUCAAUUCCGAGUCUCCACCUGAUAAUGGUCCCAUCGAGUGCCUAAUUAUUUGCACCAAGGCGCAUCACACGGAACUUGCCAUUAAAGAUAUUAGCCACCGCCUGACCAAAGAUUCAACCAUUUGUCUUGUUCAUAAUGGCAUGGGCGUACUCGACUCCAUCAAUCAAAAUGUUUUCCCCGACCCCAACAAUCGACCACAUUACAUCCAAACGGUCUUCAGCCAUGGUCUAGGUAGGAACGACUCGUUCAAGAUUUCGCAUUUGGGCGUUGGGACCACAAUCCUCAGCCCGGUUGGAGAUCCCAAUAUCCCUCCCACGACGCCGGAAGCUGACCAUACGUGGGCGCCGUCCACAAAAUAUCUUCUUCGCCUGUUGACUCUCACUCCACCCUUGGUCGCCGUGGCUGACACACCGGCGGGUCUGUUACAAUAUCAACUUGAGAAAUUGGCAGUUAACUGCGUCAUCAAUCCCCUGACUGCACUGAGCGACUGUACCAAUGGCGAAAUCCUCUACUCGUUCAGCUUCACCCGUGUCAUGCGGCUGCUACUUUUUGAGAUCUCCGCCGUGAUCUGUGCUCUUCCUGAACUACAAGGUAUCCCGGGCAUCGAAGACCGCUUCUCCCCAGAACGCCUGCGUCGUCUGGUCGUGAACAUCGCAAGCAACACGGCCAAGAACCACAGUUCGAUGCAGCAAGAUAUCAACCAGCGGAGAUUGACAGAAAUUGAAUACUUCAACGGAUGGAUUGUGCGUCGCGGUGAAGAACUGGGUAUCAAAUGCGCACUCAACUACAUGAUCAAGCAUUUGGUCGCUGCCAAAGCGGCUACCCAUCGGAGCCGAGAAGCUGGCGCGAUUCCCCUCGACCUCGACAAUGUCAUCUCUACCAAUGAGCCUCCCGUCUAA